Molecule: messenger RNA, 534 nt
Organism: Cooperia oncophora
Lineage: Eukaryota; Metazoa; Nematoda; Chromadorea; Rhabditida; Trichostrongylidae
Source: the annotation of a GenBank genome assembly
AUGACAAUCACGAACUUCGAACCUGUUGGUGGUCAGGCUCGAACCGAUAAGAACGUAACAAUGGUCGUUCUUCGGGAGUCACCAUGGUUUCAGGUGCCUUUUCCUGGUCAAUUUGGUAUGCCAAAAUGGAGCAUGGGAUUAUGUUUGGGAUAUGUGGCAUCAUGUAUGGCUAGCGUCAUCGAAAAUAUCGGCGCCUAUGAUCUUUUGGCUCGAGUCUCACAGCAAAGAUCGCCUCCGAAGAACGCUGUCAACCGUGCCAUCAUGGUUGAAGGUCUCGCCAGUAUGUUUGCGGCAGUAAUGGGUGUGUGUACAGGUGUCACUACAUAUGCGGAAAACAUCGCUCUGAUUCAUAUCACCAAGGUGGCCAGCCGAACGACCAUGCAAAUCGCCGGUGUUAUUUUGAUUCUCCUAGGUCUAUUCACCAAGAUGGCCGCCUUGUUAGCCUUCGAUCCCAGACGCAUUAGUCGGCGGUGUUCUCAUGAUGGGAAUAUCCAUGAUUGCUGGUGUGGCAAUGAGCAAUCUACAGUUGAUUGA